This is a messenger RNA of Drosophila kikkawai, 1324 nucleotides long. RefSeq lists its product as uncharacterized. Lineage: Eukaryota; Metazoa; Arthropoda; Insecta; Diptera; Drosophilidae. The record is from RefSeq and is a predicted model, not a curated record.
GGUAGGCUCUGGAAAAUCUGUUAUAAACUUUUACAACGAAACCUUCUGGGUCCACGUUAGGUCGUAAAAUCCAAAUUUUAUUUUCUUUAAGAAAAAAAGAGAAAAAGCUGGAGGACAGAAGAGGAGCACAAGUAACUUAAUACAGACCAAGCCUUAGCAACACUCAUAGGGCAAGGUAAGGUAACGUAGGCAAACGACAAUGUCCUCGCCGCCCAAGUCCCCGAGGUCCUUGCCACAGAGGCCUACUAGGACCUUGGCGCCUAGGACCUCGCCGCCUAAGACCUCGCCGCCCAUGUCACCGCCCCCGCGGCCCAUACAACCUUCCCAGCCGAAGGCAAGGUCCACGGGCUCUCAACAGACGGCAAAUCAGCGGGCACCAACUCGCAAGGCGGCAAUGGCCCCGGCGCCCAAGUCGCCCAGGUCCUUGCCGGCCAAGUCCAAGUUAUCCAAGUCCUUGCCGCUCAGGUCUCCGCCGCCCAGAUCCGUAAAGCCCAUUUCACCGCCGCCGUUCAAACAACUACACCCACCGGUGUCACACUCCACAGGCUCCCUUCACCAGGGGACACCACCUCAAAGGGCGGCGUUGUCCCCGGCCCCCAUGACACCCAGGUCCUUGUCGCCCAUGACGCGGCCACCGCCGACGCUCAGAUCACCGCCGCCGCUCAGGCCACCGCCAACGAUCAGGUCACCACCGCCGCUCAGGUCACCACCGUCGCUAACGUUACCGCCGCCUGUCAAAUCACCGCCGCUGCCCAGGCUCUUACCGCUCAUCUCAUCGCCGCCGUCACUCAGGUCACCGCCGACACUCAGGUCACCGCCGCCUCCCAGGCUCUUGCCACCCAGUUCCUCGCCGCUCAAGUCACCGCCACCGCCCGUUCAACCGCCCCAGCCAAAGUCCACGGAUCCAUGGACACCACGUCGAAAGGAGGGGAUGUUCAUGCCGCCCAUGUCACCCAGAUCCUUGCCGCUCAAGUCACCACCGCCCAGGUCAUUGUCGAUGUCCCCGCGAUGUAAUCAGACCGGCAACAGCAGCCGGAAUGGGGAUCCAGGACGCAUGCCAAAAAAGAGGCUUCCUGAUCCCGCCAAUAUGAAUAUCCUGAAGGCCGCCUUGCGAGUGGUCCAUGAGAUGGACUCUGCCAAUCUGAAGAAACUGCAACGUCAUUUGCGCUGUCAAAUGUCUGAUUACAAUUCAAGAUGUUAACUAUACUAUUUAGUCACAUCAGAAUUCCAAAAAAUUAAUUUUUAUCAAGACUUUUUUCCACAAGAAAGCGCCAUACUUUAAUACUCAACAAAUGUAUGUUAAAUUAAAGGUAUAAUUAUAAUU